AUGAAGAAGUACCUGAAACCACUUCAUUUUUUGGUAUCUAGCCAGUCUGCUUCAGUUGCAAUCCCUAGCUUGAUAAUUAACACUAGUGGUAACAAUAACACUGAUCUUGAUGAUCUCACAUACAAUAUUAAAUAUGAAAACAACAUUGAUAAACCUGCUCUUGUGGAUGACAAUGGAAGUGGUAUCUCUCUUUUGGUUUUCUAUUUUUCUAAUUCUGCGCCUAUUCCUAGCAAUGAUGAAUUGAUGAAUUUGGAGUUCAUCAAAAUCAUCAAGAAAUUCAACAUUUUCCGUGAUGCUCAUGAGAAGAUCACCACCCAUUUCAACAGGAUAUUGGAAAGAUCUGUUGAUCUCACUUACAAAGCAUCAACACCAUACUAUGCCAGUGAACUCUUGAAGCUUUUCUUAAGCAUCAAGAAAAAGAAGUAUGACAUUUGUCAUAAGGGAUACAUGCUGUUCAAUGAGGCAAACAUCACUGCAUGUUCUAACUGCAGUGAGCCCAGAUACAAAGAGGACAGUGACGAUCAAGGCCAUGCCAACAAACUGGUUCCAGUUAUGACAAUGGUACAAUUACUUUUGGAUAGUCAGCUUUGUUUUGCUCUGAUAAACAAAAUCACAAAAGCAGAAAUGCAAUACUAUCACCUCCACCGACCAAGCCAAUAUGGUACUGUGUCUAAUGUCUUUGAUGGGCAGGCAUAUCAGCGGAUGAAGCAUCUUUUUUCUGCGGAGAAUGACAUAGCAAUCUCAUUAUCAGUUGAUGGUUUUGCAUCUCACAACAUCCCUGGUUCUGUGACAAUUGUUCACACUACAAUCUUGAACCUUUUGCCAAUGAUCCAUUAUGAACGCAGUCAUAUAAUUCAGAUUGCAAUGAUCUCUGAGCUAGGCGCACCUGCUAACUUCUGGUCAUAUAUGAAGCCAACAAUUGAUAACCUUUUCGUGUUGCAGCAAGCAGAAAUGGUAAUUAAGAUACUAAUCAAGACAAUCCAAGCAAAGGUACACGUCUUGAUGAUCAUGAGUAACAUCCCAGCCUUAGCAAAGUUGGCCUGCCAUGUUGGACACAUGAGUAAGUCUGGUUGCAGAAUUUGUAACGUUGUUGGGGAGACACCUGGGCGUGGCCAGUACUUCCAAACCUUCCUUGCAACUACUAUCUGCACAAAGGAAAGUUUCCAAAACUACAAUGAGACAAGUCCGUCUGACAGAAUUAAGUUAAAUAGACAAUCGUCUCUUGCCAAACUCUCUUUCUUUUCUGGUCCACUGUUUUUUGCAUUGGCUGAGAUGCAUGGCUUAUGUCAUGGUAUUGCAAAGCAGGUCUGGGAACUCGUUUGUGAUAAAUAUGGAGAGAAGAAUUCUCUGGUUCUUUGUCUUGCUACGCAAAGGGAAAUUGGUGCUGCCAUAGCAAUGACAAGAAGCACAGUUCCCACUUUAUUUCAUGGUGUAUGGAUCAAUGUGUCAACAAGGUCUGGAUACUUUAGGGCUGUAUACUGGGCCAAUUUUUUCUUGUUCAUUGUUCCCACCAGAUCAUGUUUACAACCAAGUUACCCGGAAUGCACUGCUUAG
This is a messenger RNA of Phycomyces blakesleeanus NRRL 1555(-), 1554 nucleotides long. RefSeq lists its product as hypothetical. The record is from RefSeq and is a predicted model, not a curated record. Lineage: Eukaryota; Fungi; Mucoromycota; Mucoromycetes; Mucorales; Phycomycetaceae. The transcript has 3 exons. The coding region runs from base 1 to 1554 and encodes 517 amino acids.